Molecule: messenger RNA, 1590 nt
Organism: Xiphias gladius (swordfish)
Lineage: Eukaryota; Metazoa; Chordata; Actinopteri; Istiophoriformes; Xiphiidae
Exons: 4
Coding region: 1-1542 (513 amino acids)
Molecular function (GO): metal ion binding; hydrolase activity; nucleic acid binding
Source: RefSeq, a predicted model, not a curated record
AUGCAUCUGUUUUGCACCUGCGUCCUAUCCUUCUCCCUGCUGAUGGCGUCCCCCCUGGUGAGUGCCACUGUGUCAAGCAGCUUCAGAGACUGCAGCCAUUUUUUCUACAUGCAGACACCACCUGCUGGGAUCAGAGGAACCAGCCUGAGGAAGAUCUGCCAGAAGUAUGAAGACAAACUGCGCUACGCCACAUUGUAUGACAACAGUCGCCGCCUCCCCCUCUACUCAGCCUACAUCUUUAAGAAGUCUGAUGGGAAGAGGAGGAUGGACACACCCUGGAUGUAUGAGCCUCAGUUGCUUUCUGACGAUGAGAGUGGAAACAUGAGAGCACUUCCCCUUGCUGAAGACACCCCCCCUCGGAUUGAAGACAGCCAGGCUGUGUUGGAGGACUACACAGAUGCUGUAGAGUACAGACGUGGAACACUGAAUCCUGACUUGCACCAAGCAGAGCCAGAUGACAAAUCCUCCACCUAUACCCUGACCAAUGUAGUCCCAUUAAUCACAAACUUCCUUGAUACCUCCUGGAACCCAUACUUGGACAUCAUUCGCCGGCGCCUCAAUAACUUCUGCCACGGGACAUCUUUCAUGGUGACAGGGGUGACUGUUUCAGGGGCAGUCAUCCAGCGAGAUAACAGGGACCGCCUAGCAAUCCCAAAACACUUAUGGCUGGCCUACUGCUGCCCACGGUUUGACCGCAACUCACCAUAUGAGGGGACCCAGGCAGGAGUGGUGGGGGACUUUAACCAUGCGGAACGCUGUAAGGACUCUCUGUACAUGGGUACUCCACCUCGAGGCUACCUUGGUGACUCCUUUAAGCGGAUCUGCCAGCGGUAUGGGGAUAAACCCCACUAUGUCACGCUGUAUGACCCCCACAAACACAUCCCGUUCUAUUCUGCUUAUACAUUCAAGAAGUCAGAUGGGGAGAAGAGGGUGGACUUCCCUUGGAUGUAUGAGCCUCAGUUAGCUUCAGAAAAAAGCAGCAGUAACAUGGAGCCCUUCCCACAGUCUUCAAGCAUGCAUAUGAACUUUGAGGACACCCAAGCAGUCCUAGAGGACUACGCUGAUGUGGUUCAGUAUGAACGUGGCCAACUAAAUCCUGAUGAGCAUCAGGCUGACCCUCUAGACAAAGCCGCCACCUACAGCUUGACGAAUGUGGUACCUCAGAUCAGGGAGUUCAACUUGGGUCCCUGGGCAGAACACCAGGACCUCAUCCGCAAACGCCUCAACAACUACUGCCGUGGCAAAGCCUUCGUGGUCACUGGGGUCACCACCUCCGGGCACACAAUCCGUCGCAACAAUCUGGACCGGGUGGCUGUACCAGAAUACAUGUGGUCUGCCUACUGCUGCACUGCAUUUGACCAAAAUGCCCCAUAUUUUGUGCGCUACAAGUUCCCUGUGUUUGGAGCCUAUGGGCUGAACGAUCGUGUCAACAACCACAUGGUGGAAGUACCUCUCAAGAACCUGGAGAAGUUCCUCAAAGGGAGGAUGAAUGUGGACAAGAACUUCCAGAUUUUCUAUAAUGACUGUGUGCCUGAUAACUAAAAUAAAAUGGGUGUGAUCUCUCUUAUAAUGAAAGAUUACAAUGUAUUA